Molecule: messenger RNA, 837 nt
Organism: Acaulospora colombiana
Lineage: Eukaryota; Fungi; Glomeromycota; Glomeromycetes; Diversisporales; Acaulosporaceae
Source: the annotation of a GenBank genome assembly
AUGACGACGUCGAUCAAAGAAUUCAACGACAUCUUAACCGCCGAAGUUUAUGUCGACCUCGAUAAAUUGCGCGAAUCGGCUCGACAUGGUGUCCCCUUGGACGUUCGUGGGGUAAAAAUCCAAUUGGAUGAUGAUUAUGCAUUAUCAAAUUCAUCAGAAGUAUGGAAGUACCUGCUUGGAGUAAACCCUGCUGACAGGUCACAGGAAUUGACUAGUCUCAAAGACAAAUACGAAGAGUACCUCACCAUAGAAAAAGAGAAUUCUGAUAUAAUAAAACGUGUACGAGGUGAAGUGAGCCGAUACCAGCGUAAGAUCAAAGAUGUUGAUGGCGCCAAUGCAACCAUCUUCGAAAAUGUGAUUGGCGCUUACAUGAAUAACAAUCGCGAUGUCGACUAUUAUCCGGCCCUUGUUCACCUGUGCGGACCCUUCGUGUACUGCAUAAAAAGUGAAUCGGAUGUUUAUCAUUGUUACACACGACUCAUGGCCACCUUAGACGAGUACAAUUCGACUCAUAACAUCAACGAACGUGUCGCGAACUUUAUGACCUUGUUCAGAUCAGUUAUUCCGGAUUUCUACUUUGAAGAUGAAGAAGUUGACAUCAAUGAAUGGGCAUCGUCUUGGUUGCAAUUUUUAUUGUCAAGGGAACUCCAACUCGAAGAUUUAAUGCGGCUCUGGGCUGUGUUGAAGCACACAAGGGAAAAUCUCGAAGAACUAGAGCACUCUGAGAUUAGGACUCUGCUGUUGAGAUUACCUGCAAUGGACAUGGAACAGAUCAUUAAUCAAGCUUUCAAUUUCAGACAUGAGAUAUUAGAAAGGCAGUACUCAGAUUUCGUUUAG